Lycium barbarum (goji berry) is the source of this 1400-nucleotide messenger RNA. Its product is annotated as putative methyltransferase At1g22800, mitochondrial. Lineage: Eukaryota; Viridiplantae; Streptophyta; Magnoliopsida; Solanales; Solanaceae. Bases 192 to 1175 code for a protein of 327 amino acids. Gene Ontology annotation, cellular component: mitochondrion. Gene Ontology annotation, biological process: mitochondrial respiratory chain complex I assembly. Gene Ontology annotation, molecular function: S-adenosylmethionine-dependent methyltransferase activity. The transcript has 12 exons. The record is from RefSeq and is a predicted model, not a curated record.
UUGGGGCCGUCUCUCUCUUCUCCUCGCACAGACCCAAACUCUUCUCCAUUUUCUAAAACACUGCAAUUUACUUGCUUUAUUUCUCUCCAUUUUCAUUCCAUCAACAUCACUCAUUUACCCACUACUUGAAUCUUGUCCAUAGUGCACUUCAAUAAAGAAAAGGAACAGGGCCAUUGCAAAGUUAAUUCGCAAUGAGAAGAAGCAUAGCUCUUUGUCGGAGAGGCCUAAGAUCCUACUGUACUGAUGCCGGAGAUGGAUCUCAGUGCUCCAAACUCAAAAUAUUUGAUCGUCAUCUUAAGCGUAUGCAACGUGAUAGAGCGGCUUGGUUGAUGAAGCCUAAGGAUUCUCUUGUUGAUACUGUGGCUGAGAAUUUACUAGAUCGAUUGGAGGAUUGUAAGAAAACAUUUCCUACUGCAUUGUGUAUGGGGGGUUCUCUGGAAGCUAUCAGACGAUUAUUGCGAGGACGUGGUGGCAUUGAGAAAUUACUUAUGAUGGAUACAUCAUGCGACAUGGUAAAAUUGUGUAAAGAUGCUGAGCAGCAAAUGCUAAAUGAUAACAUUGAAACAUCAUACAUUAUUGGUGAUGAAGAAUAUCUGCCCGUGAAAGAAAAUUCCGUUGAUCUGGUCAUUAGUUGCUUGGGACUCCAUUGGACAAAUGAUCUUCCUGGGGCAAUGAUUCAGAGCAGAUUGGCUUUAAAGCCAGAUGGCCUAUUCUUGGCGGCUAUUCUUGGCGGAGAAACAUUGAGGGAGCUGCGGAUAGCUUGCACUAUUGCACAAAUGGAGCGUGAAGGAGGCAUCAGUCCACGACUAUCACCCUUGGCACAAGUGCGUGAUGCUGGCAAUCUAUUGACUAGGGCAGGCUUUACUCUUCCAGGGGUUGAUGUUGAUGAGUAUACAGUUCGAUACAACAGUGCUUUGGAGUUGAUAGAACAUCUCCGUGCUAUGGGCGAAACUAGUGCUCUACUGCAAAGGAGCAAGGUAUUGAAAAAGGAUACGGCCCUGGCAACAGCAGCUAUUUACGAGUCAAUGUUUGCAGCCGAAGAUGGCACAAUUCCAGCAACAUUUCAGAUAAUAUACAUGACUGGAUGGAGGGAACACCAUUCUCAACAGAAAGCAAAGAAGAGGGGCUCAGCCACAGUCUCAUUCCAGGAUAUCCAUAAGCAAUUUAGCAGUUAGGCUAUGAAAGAAUGGAGACUCCUGUAACUUAGAUACUCUCUCACACCUAAUUGUUUUCUAAGCAUAUUCAUUACUCAUGCAUCAUAAUCAUGCAAAAUAAUAGGUAAUAAUCGCAACUUUCAGCAGAACGGUCUCUGUAACUUUUGUUGUCUUUGGGAAAACCAUUAGUGUACGUCUGUAUUAUGACGAGCUGUUGUUCGAUAAUCUAAUCUGCUUGUUCAUUUA